AUGGAUCGAUAUUUUAAGAAACUUUCUCCUAGUGUUGCUGCUUCAUCUUCGUCAGUUAAUGGACCUACACUUCUUGGUAUUGUGCAUGUAAGUGAUACGGUUGCAACCACACUUGAGAAGGCACUUGAUUCUUUGUUAUCGACUCAUGGUUUAAGUGUAUCAAGUUUGAGAGGUCAAGGAUAUGAUGGUGCAAGCAACAUGAGAGGAGAAUUCAAUGGGUUGAAAAGUUUGAUUCUCAAGAGAAAUCCUAGUGCUUAUUAUGUUCAUUGUUUUGCACAUCAGCUUCAACUCACAAUUGUUGCUGUUGCUAAAAGACAUACAAGUAUUAGUUCAUGUAAGCGUAGAGAUGUGCUACGAGAGAGUCAAAGAGCGAAGGUUGUUGAAGGGAUUGCAAGUGAUGAAAUUAAUACCGGAAGAGGAUUAAAUCAAGAGAAGUCAUUGACACGACCCGGAGAUACUCGUUGGAGUUCGCAUUAUGGUACUCUCAUCAACUUGAUGCAUUUAUUUUUUUCUAUUAAUGAUGUUCUUGAGUAUGUUGGGGAGAAUGGUUAUGAGGAUGCACAUAGGCCUGAAGCUUUGGAUGUGCAAGAAAUUCUAAAUCAUUUUGAGGUUAUCUUUGUGUUGCAUCUUAUGAGGAAACUCUUGGGAAUUACACAUGAUCUCUCUCAAGUUCUACAAAAGAAGGAUCAAGACAUUGUUAAUGCUAUGAAUCUUGUCAAAGUAGCAAAAACACGUUUACAAGUAAUGAGGGAAAAAGGUUGGGAGGUUUUGCUUACUAAAGUUACAAAGUUUUGUAGAGCAAAUGAGAUUGAUGUGCUUGAUAUGGAAGAUGAGUGUGUAGUUAGAGGAAGAGGAAGGCGUAAAAUUGAGAAAAUAAAAAAUCUCCACCAUUAUCGAGUUGAGUUGUUUUGUUCAGUCAUUGAUAUGCAAGCUCAAGAAUUGAAUCACCGUUUUAAUGAAGUCAACACAGAUUUACUUCUGUGUAUGACAUGUUUUGAUCCUAGAGACUCAUUUUCUGCAUUUGAUUCAGAGAAGCUGCUUCGCCUUGCCAAGUAUUAUCCAUCUGAAUUUUCUGAAGUUACUUUGUAUGAGCUUGAAAGUCAGCUUGAUAACUUUAUUUUUGAUAUGCGCACAGAUGAAAGAUUUUCAAAAGUAUCGAGAAUUGCAGGUCUUGCUCAGAAUAUGGUUUCUACAAGGAAACAUGAGAAUUUUGCGUUGUUAAAAAUUACACUGCCGGAGCCAGUCCCCCCUCCUCCGCCGCCGGAGCCGGUCCUCUCCCCUCCACCGCUGGAGCCGGUCCCCUCUCCUCCGCCGCCAUACGCUGUCAACCACCAGCUCAAUCUCCCUCCUCUUCCCUUCCACCGCGAAGCACGUCCGCAGCGCGUCACAGAUCGACACCGGCAAAUGCACCCAUCCCUACGCCGCCCCGAUUUUCAUGAAACUGACCUCGGCCCUUCGGCUGGAGAGGAUGCGGUUGGUCGUCUUCUUCUUCUUCUUCUUGGAUUUGAUUCUGACUUGGCCGAUGCAGGCGACUUUUGGAGAGGAAGGCUCGGGGUUGUCGAGGCGUUUCUUGAGGAGGAAAGGGGAGGCCUUGUUAGGGCGGAGGCGGUGGCCGGGGCUGAGGAUUGA
Salvia splendens (bonfire salvia) is the source of this 1629-nucleotide messenger RNA. Its product is annotated as zinc finger MYM-type protein 1-like. The coding region runs from base 1 to 1629 and encodes 542 amino acids. Lineage: Eukaryota; Viridiplantae; Streptophyta; Magnoliopsida; Lamiales; Lamiaceae. The transcript has 3 exons. The record is from RefSeq and is a predicted model, not a curated record.